Aspergillus nidulans FGSC A4 is the source of this 1926-nucleotide messenger RNA. RefSeq names its product protein set9. Gene Ontology annotation, cellular component: chromosome; nucleus. Gene Ontology annotation, molecular function: histone H4K20 trimethyltransferase activity; histone H4K20 methyltransferase activity. The record is from RefSeq and is a predicted model, not a curated record. The coding region runs from base 1 to 1926 and encodes 641 amino acids. Gene Ontology annotation, biological process: chromatin remodeling. NCBI's taxonomy places the organism in Eukaryota, Fungi, Ascomycota, Eurotiomycetes, Eurotiales, Aspergillaceae. The transcript is spliced from 2 exons.
AUGCCGUCCUCAAAGGCCCGGUCCAGUCCGUCCGUGGACCGGCGCGAACGUCUGACGCUUGCGAAACUGGCCAGCUAUGACGAUGUCGCAACAGAUGCGCUGGUUGACUGUGCUUAUUUUUGGACCAAAACCCGCAAAAAUCGAACGAAAUAUAUCCCUGUCCGCGGCCUGGCCGAAGAUACCGUGGCCCAUAUCCUUUUACACGAUGUUAUAGUCGCGAAGGAUGUGAGCGCAGCAGAACGGAAAAUACUAGAUCUAAUUGGCAUGAAGAGAUACCUGGCAAAAUUACCCAACGACCGCGAAAAGGACUGGUUCCGCAAACACCUUCGCAAAUAUAUACAGAUGUACCUUCCCGACUGUCCGUUUGAGGUCACGACCACCAAUCGCUACACAAUCACCGAACAUGAGGCCGCUAUUUGCGCCCGGAAAUUUAUCCCACAAGGCCAGGAGAUCAAGUACUUGAGCGGAACUUUGGUGCCGAUGACCAAGGAAGAAGAGCGGGAUUUGGAUUUGAAAAGAAAAGAUUUUAGCAUCGUGAUGUCGAGCCGGAGGAAAACACCGUCAUUCUUCUUGGGUCCUGCCCGCUUCGCGAAUCAUGACUGCAGCGCCAACGGGCGUCUGGUGACUCGAGGUUCGGAAGGGAUGCAGGUCGUCGCCACUCGAGACAUCUAUAUCGGCGAGGAAAUUACGGUUUCGUACGGUGAAGACUAUUUUGGGAUUGACAACUGCGAAUGUCUAUGCCUCAGUUGUGAACGCGUUCCCCGCAACGGAUGGUCACAGAACCUAGCUCCUGGGCCACAAAGCAAACCGUCUACGCCAGAACCAAAGGCUAGUGAAGACCACCUUACGCCGAGGAAACGCAAGGCCCAAUCAGAUAUCGAUUCGGACAGCUCCCCCUCUUCAACUCCUAGGAAGCGGGGAAAGUUCACACCACGUGGUUCCAAACUGCGGUCUCAGUUGUCUCUUACCGAAGAUAUUGCUAUCUCAAUUGAGUCCGAGCCUCGUGUUCCAUCGUCGAAUCUGGCCUUGUCGGCGCAAGAGGCCGGCGAUUCCGGAAAGAGCAGUUCAGCCGGAGAUAAUGUGGAAUCUUCGGGGACCGAUUCUGAAUCUCUUACCUCCAUAACCCCUCAAGAAUCACAGCGAUCAUCGGCAUCCACUGCUGCAACUUCAGUGUUCGAUGAAGCCGUAUCACUCAAUACGAGGCCAACCAAAUCUGCGGUAACAACUGCGGCGCCGGCAGAAAGUUCAAUAGCGGCCGAGGCGCCUUUAUCUACGACAAUCCCUGAAACUGAUAUCAAACUUGAGGUGGAACCUUCUUGCGAACCCACCACUACUGUAACGGCACAAUUAGACACUACGGUGCGCGCUGAUAGCUGUGUAAGCGAUAUCUCAAGUUCUACCAAGUUAGAAGACGGAUCAGAAGCUCUGGAGCACGUGAAGAAACCUAGAAAACCCAGAACCAAGAGGGUCUAUUUGACCAUUGAGCCGGAGUCAAAACUGAAUCGAGUUCCUGGAGAUUACACCAAAACACCAAAACUACUAGCGCACUCGUAUGACCGCUGGGUAGACUGCCACACUUGCAACGCUUGGUUCGUACAACAAAACUCCUAUCUAACCCGGAGAGAGUGCCCUCGCUGCGAGCGCCACUCCAUGCUGUAUGGGUUCCGCUGGCCGAAGACCGAGAAAGAGGGCCCGAACGAUGAUGAGGAGAGAGUCAUGGACCAUCGCACCAUCCAUCGGUUCCUGUACCCCGAGGAAGAGGCCCUUGUAUCUCGCAGGGGCCGUGGGGUCAGUUUCGGCCUCACCCCCACCCCGGAGCUGUCUGAUAUGCGCAGCGAGACUCCUGAUAGCGAGGCUCUCGACGAACGAGGCAAUACGCGAGUGACUAGACGGCGCACUAGAGCUAUCCGAGUAACUACUGUGUAA